AUGCCUAAAGAAAAAAGCGUCAAUCCUGCGCAAGCUCAGCGUAAAGCCGACAAGGCAAAAGCAAUAAAAAAAGGCAAAACAGAAGCCCAAGGCCGACGCAACGAGAAGCUUGCCCGGCGCAACCCCGAUCGCCUUCAAAAACAACUCGAUGAACUCCACGCCAUCGAGACCAGUGGGGGAAAACUCACCUCGCACGAAAAGAGUGUACUGGAAGGCCUGGAGAAAGACAUCAAAGCUGUGAAGCGAGCGCGCGAGACCUUGGGUGAUGCGGCGCCGAAGUUUAGCUCUGGUCCCAGAGGUGAUAGGGAAGGGCGAGGAGGGUUUGGCGGUAGAGGUGGUGGUGUGCUGGGAAAGCGGAGGAGGGAUGAGGGGGAGAGUAGUGAAGAGGAAGUGCCUGAAGAUGUGAAGGCUAUUCCUAUGCCGAGGGAUACGCCCCCACCGAUUCCGAAGGAGGUGUUGGAUAAGUGGUAUCGGAAGCGGAGGGAAAAGAUGGGUCAUAACAAUAAUGAUGAGGGAGCGAGGGCAAGGGGCACGAAUGCCAAUAAUACGCCAUUGGGCGACAAUGCGCGAGUUCCAAAUAGAGAACGGACGAGUAUUGUGAACACGCCUGUGAUGGAGGCAAAGACUACCUAUGAAGCUAAGCCUAUAGUGAGGGAUUUGAGGAAGGAGGCUGUGAGCUUUGUUCCAGCUGCUGUGAGGGCGAAAUUGGAUAAGUCUAAGGGGGUUGGUGGCUUGGUCGAGCCGGAGGAAGCUGACAGGCUGGAAAAGGCGGGAUAUAUGAAAGCUCGAGGCUUAGGGGGAAGAAAUGGGAGUGCUGAAAUUGAGAGAGCCAGCGAAGGACGGUCGUUGCCGCCACAAUCGCGAGAAGUUAUGAUGGAGGAGGUUGAAGACGAGGAUGGUUGA
Molecule: messenger RNA, 903 nt
Organism: Lachnellula hyalina
Lineage: Eukaryota; Fungi; Ascomycota; Leotiomycetes; Helotiales; Lachnaceae
Gene: saf1
Product: Protein saf1
Exons: 2
Coding region: 1-903 (300 amino acids)
Biological process (GO): RNA processing
Source: RefSeq, a predicted model, not a curated record